ACCACACUGAACUAAUAACAUCUGUUUUGUUUCAUUAUAAGAUAAUCUACAGAAAUAAAAAUACUAGAAGGAACAAGAUGAUUUUGAUCCACGGAGACCUUUUCCAUUGCAGGUGUUAAUUAUCCACAGCCAGCAGUUGAAGUUAGCAUCUUUACUUUCCUUCACAAUUGUUGUUGGAUUUUUUUUUCAUGUUUCUCAGUGAAUAGAUACAGGAAUGAGCCUUCUAAGAAUUACUUUUUCAACUCAUAACUUGUUUUCAUCACAACUAUUAAGGCUUAGCAUUUUUCUACUGCUUAGCCUUCCUGAUUCAAAAGGAAAAGCUAUUUGGACAGCCCAUCUAAAUAUAACAUUUCAGGUAGGAAAUCGAAUCAUAUCUGAAUUAGGAGAAAGUGGAGUAUUCGGGAAUCAUUCUCCUCUGGAACGAGUUUCUGGUGUCGUGGUACUUCCUGAAGGAUGGAAUCAGAAUGCUUGUAAUCCCAUGACCAACUUCAGCAGGCCUGAACAAGCAGAUUCCUGGUUGGCCCUCAUUGAACGGGGAGGCUGUACUUUCACACAUAAAAUCAAUGUGGCAGCCGAGAAGGGAGCAAAUGGGGUGAUCAUCUAUAACUAUCCAGGUACUGGCAACAAAGUAUUUCCCAUGUCUCACCAAGGAACUGAAAAUAUUGUGGCGGUGAUGAUAGGCAACCUGAAAGGCAUGGAGUUACUGCACUUAAUUCAGAAAGGAGUUUAUGUGACAAUCAUCAUUGAAGUGGGGAGAAUGCAUAUGCCGUGGCUCAGCCAUUAUGUUUUAUCUCUGUUUACCUUCCUGGCUGCCACAAUUGCCUACCUUUUCUUGUACUGUGCCUGGAGACCUCGAGUGCCCAGUUCUUCCAUUAGUAGGCGAAGACAGAUAAAGGCAGAUGUGAAGAAAGCAAUUGGUCAGCUUCAGCUGCGAGUACUCAAGGAAGGGGACAAGGAGUUAGAUCCAAAUGAAGACAAUUGCGUUGUUUGCUUUGACAUAUACAAGCCUCAAGAUGUAGUACGUAUCUUGACUUGCAGACAUUUUUUCCAUAAGGCAUGCAUUGACCCCUGGCUUUUAGCCCAUAGGACAUGCCCCAUGUGCAAGUGUGACAUUCUGAAAAAUUAAGAAACCUAGAGAAUCCUCUAAAGAUGUGAAGUACCAACUUCUUUCAAAGGAUGAAAAUUUGAUGGAUCUUUAAAAGACUUUAUGUAGAGAAAAUUCAACCUCAGCUUCUCUACCCAAAUCCUAAAGAAGGUGAAAGUCAUGUGGUUUUCAAAUAAAAUUCCAUAUCAUGCCUAGAUA
This is a messenger RNA of Erinaceus europaeus (western European hedgehog), 1303 nucleotides long. RefSeq names its product ring finger protein 148 (gene RNF148). The record is from RefSeq and is a predicted model, not a curated record. The coding region runs from base 215 to 1126 and encodes 303 amino acids. Lineage: Eukaryota; Metazoa; Chordata; Mammalia; Eulipotyphla; Erinaceidae. The transcript has a single exon.